Messenger RNA from Penicillium coprophilum, 1581 nucleotides. Its product is annotated as DNA-(apurinic or apyrimidinic site) lyase APN1. The record is from RefSeq and is a predicted model, not a curated record. The transcript has 4 exons. Gene Ontology annotation, cellular component: nucleus; mitochondrion. Gene Ontology annotation, biological process: base-excision repair. Gene Ontology annotation, molecular function: zinc ion binding; DNA-(apurinic or apyrimidinic site) endonuclease activity; DNA binding. Bases 1 to 1581 code for a protein of 526 amino acids. Lineage: Eukaryota; Fungi; Ascomycota; Eurotiomycetes; Eurotiales; Aspergillaceae.
AUGUGCUGCCAGGACACCGAGUCGCCAGCGUGCGAAGACUCUAAAUCUAAGGUGAACCAUAAACGGAACCUCAGCAAUGGGACAUCCGAGCUCUCGCCACCCAGACGAUCCAAACGACAGAAAUCCACGACAAAUUUGAAAGAACUCUCUUCUCCAGAACCCUCGGAGUCGGAGACUGAAGAAUCUACUUCUGCAUCAAAAAAAGAGGCCGGCGAGACACCACUCGUUGAUACUGGCAAGGAUCAAAGAAAGAAGGCUCCAGUUAAGAAGGAGUCCAACGAAGACGUCAAACUUAAAAAGGCGAGAAAGUCUAGGAAAGACCAAGAGCUUGAGAGUAUGCCUUUAGCACCGCGCACUAAAGGUCUGCGUAUGUUUGUUGGCGCUCAUGUCAGUGCUGCAAAAGUGAGAAUAUCGGGUGAGUCUGAAGGUCUUCUAAUUGGAUCUAAGUUUGAAGUCAAGUCUAAUUCUGUGAUUAGAGGCAAUGCAUUCGCCUUGUUCUUGAAGUCGCAGCGCAAAUGGGAGAAUCCAGCUCUUCAGAACGACCAUCGGGAUCAAUUCCGCAAGCUCUGCGCGGAAAAGGGUUAUGAUGCGUCCAAACACGUUCUUCCUCAUGGCUCAUACCUUGUCAAUCUGGCCCAGAACGAUAAAGCCAAAGCCAAACAAGCAUAUACCUCCUUCCUGGAUGAUCUCCGCCGCUGCGAGGCACUUGGAAUCACACUUUACAACUUUCACCCCGGAAGUACCAACCAGACACCUCUGCCCGAAGCACUUGCCCGCCUGGCAGAGAUGUUAGUGCAAGCCAUCACCGAAACCACGACUGUAGUUCCCGUCCUGGAGACGAUGUGCGGCCAUGGCAACACAAUCGGAGGCUCACUGUCCGAAUUCCGCGACUUGCUGGCUCUGAUUCCGAAAGAGCACCACUCCCGCAUCGGCAUCUGCGUCGACACUUGCCACAGCUUUGCAGCUGGCUACGAUCUAACAUCCCCAGCAGGAUUCAAAGCUUUCCUUGCCGAAUUCGACGAGUUAAUCGGAAUCAGAUUCCUCCGAGCUCUGCACCUCAAUGACUCAAAGGCACCGCGUGGAAGCAAGCGCGACCUGCACGCCAAUAUCGGCACGGGGUUCCUCGGCCUGCGCGCCUUCCACAAUGUCAUGAACGAGCCGCGGUUUGAAGGGCUACCUAUGGUCCUUGAAACGCCUAUUGACCGUGUCCCCGGACAGAAUGUAGCCAAUGGAGACGAUGCAGCUGAUGGUAGUGAGAGCGAGUCUGGGAAGAAGAAACAGCAAAAGAAGGGCCCCAAGAGACCUGCUGGUGCGGGUGCAGCUGCUGUUCCUGAUCCAGGUGUGUGGGCAGAUGAGAUCAAAUUACUCGAGUCACUGAUUGGUAUGGACCCUGAGGGCGAAGAGUUCCUGGCUCUUGAGGCUCGGCUUUCGGAGGAGGGUCGUGCGGAGCGUGAGAAACACCAGGAUCAGUAUGAGCGUAAACUUGAGGCAGAUGAGAAAAAGAAAGCGAAGGGACCAGGAAAGGCCAAGGGACAGAAGAGUCUGAUGGACAUGAUGAAAAGUGGCGCUGCAAAGAAGUAG